Molecule: messenger RNA, 607 nt
Organism: Lycium ferocissimum
Lineage: Eukaryota; Viridiplantae; Streptophyta; Magnoliopsida; Solanales; Solanaceae
Product: late embryogenesis abundant protein At5g17165-like
Exons: 3
Coding region: 67-420 (117 amino acids)
Source: RefSeq, a predicted model, not a curated record
UUAGCUCAUCUAAUUAGAAAACUCCACUUCAUUAUAUUUUCAACACAAAAGAAGAAGAAUUAUUGCAUGGCUGCUAAUUUACAGAAGCGUGGACUCGUGAGCUUGGGGAAGCGAUUUAUGAACCAUAUCAGCUAUUCGACUGCUCGAAAUUCUACUAACUCAUCUACUGGUCUCUCUGGCAGGAGGGCGGUGCACAUGUCAGUGUAUGACAAGAAUCCAGAGGAAUAUCUUUCCUCGGUACCCGAUGAAGUAAUCAAGGUGCAAUCAGACAAGUACUGGACUCCUCAUCCCCAAACUGGGGUAUUUGGGCCAGCCACUGAUCACAUUAUCUGCGGUGAACAAAGUUUCCACUUCUGCCCUGUAGAUUCUGUGUUGGAACAGAAGGUUUUCUUUCGGGCUGAUCUCGAGGAUUUGGAGUAGCCAACUUACCCUUAAGUUUCAAAAAAAUGUAGUAGUUUAUAAUUCAAAGUUGCAUAUUAUGUUCUCGGAGGAGAGUGCUGAGUGGGGAUGAGUAGCUGUAUUCACAACAGAAUAAUACUAGUAAUGUAGUAGUGGAAAUAAUACUCAAUGUGAGAUUAUUCAUGUUGAAACUUGAAACAAACACAAA